AUGGCCCGAGACAUCAAUGUCAUGCUUUAUGGGCUUGGAGCGAUCGGGUCGUUCUACGCCUUCAUCUUGGAACGCACGAAACGUGUUCGUUUAACCGUUGUGGCACGUUCCAACUACGAGGCUGUUAAGAAUGAUGGACUGCACAUCAAAAGCUUGAACCAUGGCGAUCACGUCGUGCAUCCGGCCAAAGUUGUCAGAACACCGGUCGAAGCCGGGGAAACCUACGAUUACAUUGUGUGUACACACAAGGCCAUUGACCAAGCCUCAAGCACCAAGAAUCUCGCUCCCGCCGUCGACGAAAGCAAGACUUGCAUCGUGAUCAUUCAGAACGGUGUUGGAAACGAAGACCCGUUCCGGGAAGCGUUCCCCAAGUGCCCAAUUCUGAGCUGCGUGACGUGGGUGGGUGCCCGCCAAGAUACCCCCGGCGUCGUGAGCCACUGGAAAUCAGAAAACACGCAGAUCGGAAUCUUUCGAAACGAGGCACUUGAUCAAGCCGUUGAACGAGCCCGCCUGGACGAGUUCGCGUCGUUGCUGCGCGAAGGCCAAACCCCGUUCUCCGUCGAGGACAACGUCCAGAUCCAGCGUUGGGAGAAAGUUGUCUGGAACGUGGCGUGGAAUUCGCUGACGACGCUCACCAUGCUCGACACCCACUCGUGGCUGAAGUCGUCGCCCGACGCCAUGCCCAUGACGCGGAAUCUGAUGCGCGAAGUCAUUGACGUGGCGAGAAAGUGCGACGUGCCGCUCAGAUACGAGUUGAUCGACGAGCUCAUCGUCAAGAUCCUGGAGAUGCAGCCCAUCGGCAGCAGCAUGCAGACGGACGCCAAGAUGGGAAGACCCAUGGAGGUGGACGUGAUCUUGGGGACGCCGGUGCGGAAGGGGAGGGAGUUAGGGGUCCCCAUCCCGAUUCUGGAGGUGCUGCAUACCUUGUUGGUAGCCGUCAACUCUCGCAUGAAGCCCGGUCCAUCUUGA
Messenger RNA from Fonsecaea erecta, 969 nucleotides. RefSeq lists its product as hypothetical. The transcript has 5 exons. Gene Ontology annotation, cellular component: cytoplasm. The coding region runs from base 1 to 969 and encodes 322 amino acids. The record is from RefSeq and is a predicted model, not a curated record. Gene Ontology annotation, molecular function: 2-dehydropantoate 2-reductase activity. Gene Ontology annotation, biological process: pantothenate biosynthetic process. NCBI's taxonomy places the organism in Eukaryota, Fungi, Ascomycota, Eurotiomycetes, Chaetothyriales, Herpotrichiellaceae.